UUUCUGCACUUCACAGAUUUUUUACAUUCCGCCGAAACAUAUUUAAUAAAUAUUGUGUAGUAAGGAGGGAAGGAAUUUUUAAACAAUAUUGCUGCAUUUGGGCAAUGAACGCAUACGAGUGAAUGUAAAUAUAUUAUGUGAUUGACUUUCGCGUUGUAAGAACCGCUUGCUUGGGUUAAGCCAAUCUAAAGCAAUAUCCGUCUAAAAUAUUUACAUUUUAAAUUUUGUUAUUGUAUAUAUCUACAUAUGUUUAAUUUGUGUUCCACAUAAUACACUUGCAUAUGCGUUAAUUGUGCGUGCAGCAGUCGUACCGGGACAAAAACUUUUAGACAAACCUGCUAAAAAAAUAAUAUAAAUAAAUUUGUGUUCGAGAACAUUACACGAAACCAACCAACAUUACUAUAGCAUUUUAAUCGCCACGUUCACACACCUACGCCCAACAGUAUCACAACAAAUAUCACUAGCCACCAUUCUCCAACACCACCACCACCACCUAAAUACAACAACUGCUACUACAACUUCCACCAACGCCACAACCAAAUACAACUUUCCGGUCAAGGUUACUGUAUGUUUGCGUCUUAAGAAAGGCGCUACUACAGUUGACAUUUAGAAACAACACCAUUAAGAAACAGAACCGAGCCCUUCCAUGCACCAUGGCCAAGAUGUAUGGAAAGGGUAAGACGGCUAUUGAAUCAGACGAUCAACAAAAAUUACGAUGGCAAGUUGAACUUGAAUUCGUACAGUGUCUGGCUAAUCCCAAUUAUUUAAACUUUUUAGCGCAACGCGGUUACUUUAAGGAUCAAGCAUUUAUAAAUUAUCUUAAAUAUCUGCAGUAUUGGAAAGAACCCGAAUAUGCCAAAUAUCUAAUGUAUCCGAUGUGUUUGUAUUUCCUUGAUUUAUUGCAAUACGAACACUUUCGACGUGAGAUUGUCAAUUCACAAUGUUGCAAGUUCAUCGAUGAUCAAGCUAUAUUGCAGUGGCAGCAUUAUACUCGUAAGCGUAUUAAAAUGUUUAAUAGUGUCAAUGGUAUGGGACAAAUGAAUGCUGGCGAUCAGGCUGCAAUGGAUGCACAACAGCAACAAAAUGCACAGCAAAAUCCACAGAAUCAACAGCAACCACAACAACAGGGACAACAGCAACCAGGAGCUGGUAACGUGCAUGCGGGCUUGCAAAAUGGUUUGGUGAAUAAUGCGCAACUCCAACAACAGCAGCAACAGCCCGCGCAGCCGGCACAACAGCAAAGUGUUGGCAAUGCAGUAAUGGGCAUGCCAAACGGCAAUAAUUCCGCCGCUAAUAGUAAUAACUGAAAAUUCUUUAAGAUUUUCAUAGUUUCUCUCCCAUUAGUUAAUAACUUAUUUAGACAUUGUAACAUUAAAUAUUAAUAUAGAAAGCAUUACUAUCUAAAAUAUU
Zeugodacus cucurbitae (melon fly) is the source of this 1410-nucleotide messenger RNA. It is a transcript of the gene MED31, whose product is annotated as mediator of RNA polymerase II transcription subunit 31. Gene Ontology annotation, biological process: regulation of transcription by RNA polymerase II. Gene Ontology annotation, cellular component: core mediator complex; mediator complex. The transcript has 4 exons. Gene Ontology annotation, molecular function: transcription coregulator activity. Lineage: Eukaryota; Metazoa; Arthropoda; Insecta; Diptera; Tephritidae. Bases 654 to 1307 code for a protein of 217 amino acids. The record is from RefSeq and is a predicted model, not a curated record.